Molecule: messenger RNA, 3377 nt
Organism: Sphaeramia orbicularis (orbiculate cardinalfish)
Lineage: Eukaryota; Metazoa; Chordata; Actinopteri; Kurtiformes; Apogonidae
Exons: 8
Coding region: 191-2953 (920 amino acids)
Molecular function (GO): GTP binding
Source: RefSeq, a predicted model, not a curated record
UGGGAGUGUUGAGGCUGGUACCUCCCUCAGACUGUGGAUCUAAACUUGCUGCAGGCAGUUGUUAGUAGUUGAGUGGCAGCAGACAUGUUCUGAAGUUGUCUGGUGUAAAUUAAAGGCAACUAACCAGACUCAACACGCAGAGAGACAAUACAGGAGCACAACUUUGAAGACUUAACACAGCUGAGUGACAAUGAGUGGCCGCUUCAGUGGGAGCUACUACGAGGCCUCCCCAGAGCUCAGACUGGUUCUGCUGGGGAACAUUGCCUGUGGAAAGACCUCGUCAGGAGACACCAUCCUGAGCCAGCAGUCGUCCAUCUCUCCCUCUGCGUCCCGGAGCUCCCAGCUCAGGCAGGGCUUCUCUGAAGGCAGAAAGGUGACCCUGGUGGAGGCGCCCAGAUGGUACUGGAACGGGGGCCUGAUGGAGGACAGCGUCAGGAAAGAGACAGAGCGAGCGAUGAAGCUGGUGGCACCAGGCCCUCAUGCAGUUCUGCUGCUGAUUCCUGUCAGCCAGUUCACUGAGAUGGAGAACCAGGUCCCUGCAGAGUUGGAGAAGGUGUUUGGAGAGGAAGUGUUUGAUCACACCCUGGUCCUGCUCACCUGUGGGGACUACUUGAUGGGAAGGACAGUGGAGGAGUAUUUACAGAAAGAGCACCCAGGACUGACGCAGAUAAUUGAUCGCUGUAAUGGAAGGUACCACGUCUUCAAUAAUCGGCAGCGACAGGACAGGGAGCAGGUCAGGCAGCUGUUGGAAAAGGUGGACAGAAUAGUUCAUAAAAGUGGGAUACUCUCCUUGAAAACAGCUGAGGACAGAGAGCUGGAGAGAAGAAUAAAAGAAAGAAAGCUUGAACUCAUGGAAAGUUACAAAGCUCAAAAGGAACAACAAAGAGAGACCAUUGCUUCAUUAUACACCACAAACACACAAACACAACCAAGCAUCAACCCUGUUUUGGAGAGACUGAGUAAAGAGCAGAAGGAUGAGAUGAAGGAGGGAGGAGGAGUGGAUGUGAACCAAGUGUCUAAUGGGCUUUACUCGACCCAAAACCAAGAGAAAAAGUCACAACCUGAAGACAGGGAGCUGAAGAGAACUCCCAGUUUCAGAUUAAAUGCAGAUGGCGCUAUACUCUCACAAAUGUCUGAAGCUAAAAGAGCACCAAAAAUGACCACUACUUUUCAUCACAGAAUAAACAGCUUUGAAGACAGAUCUCCCGAGGCGUCUCCUACCUCCUCGUCCUAUUCACCUGUCUUCUCCUCAACCCCCUCCUCACCAACUUUUGCCUCCUCACCUGGUGUCGCCUCCUCAUCCUCCACCUCAUCAUUCACCUCAUCCUCUCCAGAGCUGCGUCUGGUGAUAGUCGGACGGUCUGGGGCAGGGAAGAGUGCUGCAGGAAACUGUAUCCUAGGCCGGGAGGAGUUCAGGUCCCAUGAAGACAGCUUGACAGAGAUCACUCAUGAGUGUGAGAAAAAUAAAGCUGUGGUCGCAGGAAGAAGGGUGGCAGUGGUGGAUACCCCAGACUGGUUUCGCACUGAGAAGUCACUAGAGGAGGUACGAGCUCAGAUCUCCUCCUGCGUGGCUUUGUCCAGUCCUGGUCCCCACGCCUUUCUCCUGUGUGUCCCCGUGGACCAGCCUGCAAAGACUGAGCAGCAGGCCCUCAAGGCCCUCGAAGUUGUGUUUGGCCCAGAGGCCGUCCAGAAACACACCCUGAUCCUUUUCACAUAUGCAGAUCGGCUGAGGGAAAGCGGGAAGGCAGGGAACAAGAACGUGGAGGCCUACAUCGCUAGUCAGCGUCCAGAUUUGUUAAAGCUUGUGGAGAUGUGCAGGGACAGAUUUCAUGUGAUGGAGACAGUAGGAGGUGAGAUGAAUGUGGAAGAGCUGCUAGAGAAGGUGGAGCAGACCGUGAAGGAGGCUGGAGGAGGGUGUUACUCUUCUCCUGCUUUUCAGGAGGCAGAGGACAGGGUGAGGCAGAGGCAGUUGGAGAUAGUAAGGGAGCAAAGAGGGGUAAAAGCAGAAAAGGAGAGUGUGGGAGUAGUUAGACCACUCAGCUCUGAGAGGAGGGGGUUGUAUCCUUACAUGCAGCCUGUGGAAGAAGAGGAAGUGAGGGAAGAUGAGAUUGAGAAAACAAGGGAUGAGGCAGAAAUGAGCGUAAGCACCAUGAACAUUGAGAGCCUUCCUCCGAUUACACUUUCUGAUCUGUCUCCUUCACUUCUUCAGUCCAUUAGGGAGACAAUAGAGUCUAGUGCGAAGAUGUUGCCCAAGCUGCUGGCAGAUGGGUCUGUGUGGGUUGGCGAGGGUGCAAAGAAGGUAAAAAGCAAUCCAGUGUGGGGGACAGUUGGCAGCGGUGCACAAAAUGUCCAGAAAAUGGUGGUGGACAGUUCUGUGUGGGGCAAGGUGGGAGCCAGUGCUGGACAUGUUUCCAAAUAUGUAGGAGAUAGAGUUCCCAAAGUAGUGGUGGAUGGUUCUACAUGGGUGGGAUCUGGAGCAAAAGCAGCAGCAGCAAGCCCUGUGUGGGGAAAAGUCGGUUCAGGGGCCAAAUCUGGGGCCAAGUUGGUAGCAGAGAGUUCCAUGCGUGUUGGAAGUGGGAUUGGAAGUGGAGCAAAGAAACUGGCACAGAGUCCAGUGUGGGGAAAGAUGGGCUCCGGGGCCAAAGCUGGAGCUAAAAUGGUUGCAGAGAGUUCAGUGUGGGAGAAAAUUGGGAAUACUGCAAAACAAGUCCCCAAGGUCGUCAUCGGUGGUGCGGUGCUGGGUCUGGUGCUCGGUGUGUUUUUGGGUGGUGUGAUCGGUGGAGCUGUGGGGGCCGCUGCUGGAUCUGUGGCAUCUGAAGUGGGCAGGAGAAAGUUUAGCAAUAAAAACACCUUAGAAAAGACAGACAACGCUGUAAAAAAUGUGGAAAGUGCAGUGAAUGACAGCAUCGAUUCACCGCUAAAACAAGGGGAGAAAGGAUUGAAAACUGAAUGAAAGACUGAAUGGAACUUGUAAAUAAAAUGUGUAACAAAUGAAAAGACUUUCAACUUCUAGGUAUUUAUAGAAGUGUCAGAACAGGAUUCUAAUGUGUAUAAAAAAAAGAAAAAACUGAUGUUUGCCUGAAUGUGACAUCAGUGUAAACUGUAAAUAUAUUUGAAAUGACUCAGAGCUAUGUUAUGAAUAAUAUACAGAAUGUAAAAUGAAAUGGUAAUUUAGUAUGCUUUACAUGAACAGAAAACAUUUUGGACAAUUGAUUUUUCUGAAUUUUGGACUACUAUAUGAAUUAAAUAAGUUAUAGGUAAAAUAAAUGUAGUAAAUGUAAAGGAAUUUGGUAGUGGAGUUAGACAGGUCUUCCACAUAAUCUUGUUACAUUGUAUUUUUAAUUAAAGAACAUUAAUUAUAAAAUUGUCACUUCUUU